Messenger RNA from Paramormyrops kingsleyae, 4856 nucleotides. NCBI's taxonomy places the organism in Eukaryota, Metazoa, Chordata, Actinopteri, Osteoglossiformes, Mormyridae. The record is from RefSeq and is a predicted model, not a curated record.
UAUUAUAGUUGUCAAGUAAUGCAUCUCUUCUGUUUUAGACAAACAUAUGGAAACCAAACGUCUCUUAAAGGAAACGUUAAUGGGGGAUAUAUUACAUUGCAUAUGAAUAGUUGCAGUCGAUAGUAAAUGUAAAAAUGAAAUUUAAACCAGUCACUUUACUAUUAUUAGUUAUUAAUGUAUGUAGGCCUAAUAAAGAUGUGAAGAAGAACACUAUAUAUGCAGUAUAGUGGAAAAGUCUUCCACAGUCAAAGGAAGUCUUUAAAGCUGCAUGCAAGACCAGAGACAGGAGAUGAAAAGCAUUUACUAACAGAGCAGCGUGAACGUGACCUGAGGGCUUCUCAGCAAAGCCAGAAUAAGGCUGGCUGCACUACAGCCCUAAGCAGGGCUGUGGUCAGCUGCAUCAUGGACCAGAAACCUCCCCAGCUAAGUGUGGCAGAUGUGAAGGAGGAAGCGCAGGACGUCCUCAUAUCGGAUGUGGACGGGGCCGGGCACAGCAGCCCUGACAAGAAAGCAGAGAGUACAGUGUGUCCCGUCUUUAAUGGGGAGGUGAAAGAAGAAACAGUGUUUCAGGACGUGACUGAGGAGAAGCUGGAUGGUGUCAGACCUCCAAACCUAGUCCAAGGUCUCAUUCCAGGGAGGAGAGUGAACAAGUUCCCCUGUCCUCACUGUCCCUCAUCCUACACUAUAGAAACUUUCCUCCAGAGACACAUGAAGAAAUCCCACCCUGAAGAGUUUGGUCCUGGUGUGAAACAGAAAGUUCACUGCUGCUCCCAUUGUGGGAAGAGCUUCAGUCACUUAGGAAACCUAAAGAAGCAUCAGCUGAUUCACUCGGGGGUGAGGCCCUACCAGUGCUCGGAGUGUGACAAGAGCUUUAGUCGAUUAGAAGCCUUAAAGGUCCACCAACGGAUUCACACAGGGGAGAGGCCCUACCAGUGCACUCAGUGUGGGAAGAACUUCAGUCAGGUAAUAAACUUAAAGUAUCACCAGCGGAUUCACACAGGGGAGAGGCCCUACCAGUGCUCACAGUGUGGGAAGAGCUUCAGUCGAGUAGGAAACUUAAAGGACCACCAGCGGAUUCACACAGGAGAGAGACCCUACCCAUGCUCCCAGUGUGGGAAGAGCUUUAGUCGAGUAGGAGCCCUAAAGAAGCACCAGCCAAUUCACACAGGAGAGAGGCCAUACCAGUGCUCACAGUGUGGGAAAAGCUUCAGUCGAAUAGGGAACUUAAAGGACCACCAGCGGAUUCACACGGGUGAGAGGCCCUACCAGUGCUCACAGUGUGGGAAGAGCUUCACUCAAGCAGGAGUCCUAAAGAAGCACCAGCGAAUUCACACGGGGGAGAAGCCCUACCAGUGCUCCCAGUGUGGGAACAAGUUCAGUGAUUUAAGAGCUCUAAGAGUGCACGAGCAAACUCACACUGGGGAGAAGCCGUACCACUGCUCCCAAUGUGAGAAGAGCUUCAGUUCUUUAGGAAAACUAAAGAAGCACCAGGGGAUUCACACAGGGGAGAGGCCCUACCAGUGCUCCCAGUGUGAGAAGAGCUUCAGUCAUUUAACCAAUCUAAAGAAGCACCAGUGGAUUCACACAGGGGAGAGGCCUUAUCGGUGCUCUCAGUGUGGAAGCAGCUUCAGUGCUUUAGAAAAACUAAAAGAACACCAACGGAUUCACACAGGGGAGAGGCCCUACCAGUGUUCCUAUUGUAAGAAGAACUUCAGUCAAGCAGGUACCCUGAAGGUCCACCUGCGGAUUCACACAGGGGAGAGACCCUACCAGUGCUCCCAGUGUGGGAAGAGCUUCAGUCAAGUAGGAAACCUAAAGCACCACCAACGGAUUCACACAGGGGAGAGGCCCUACCAGUGCUCCCAGUGUGGGAAAAGUUUCAGUCAUUUAACAAAUCUAAAGAAGCACCAGCGAAUUCAUACAGGAGAGCGACCCUUCCAGUGCUCCCAGUGUGGGAACAGUUUCAGUGUUUUAGAAAAACUAAAGGAGCACCAACGGACUCACACCGGGGAGAGGCCCUACCACUGUUCCCACUGUAAGAAGAGCUUCAGUCAAUUAGGAACCCUAAAGAUCCACCUGAGGAUUCACACAGGGGAGAGGCCCUACCAGUGCUCCCAGUGCGGGAAGAGCUUCAGUCACUUAACAAACCUAAAGAAACACCAGCAGAUUCACACUGGAGAGAGGCCUUUCAAGUGCUCUCAAUGUGGGAACAGCUUCAGUGCUUUAGGAAAACUAAAGGAGCACCAGCGGAUUCAUACAGGGGAGAGACCCUACCCAUGUUCCUAUUGCAAAAAGAACUUCAGUCAAGUAGGAACCCUAAAGGUCCACCUGCGGAUUCACACAGGGGAGAGGCCCUACCAGUGCUCCCAGUGUGGGAAGAGCUUCAGUCAAGUAGGAAACCUAAAGCACCACCAGAGGAUUCACACAGGGGAGAGGCCCUACCAGUGUUCCCAGUGUGGGAAGAGCUUCAGUCAAGUGGGGAACCUAAAGAAGCACCAGCGAAUUCACACAGGAGAGCGCCCCUUCCAAUGUGCCCAGUGUGGGAACAGCUUCAGUGCUUUAGGAAAACUAAAGGAGCACCAACGGAUUCACACAGGGGAGAGACCAUACCCGUGUUCCUAUUGUAAGAAGAACUUCAGUCAAGUAGGAACCCUAAAGAUCCACCUGCGUAUUCACACAGGGGAGAGGCCCUACCAGUGCUCCCAGUGUGGGAAGAGCUUCAGUCAAGUAGGAAACCUAAAGCACCACCAGCGGAUUCACACUGGAGAGAGACCUUACCAGUGCUCCCAGUGUGGGAAGAGCUUCAGUCAUUUAACAAACCUAAAGAAGCACCAGCGGAUUCACACAGGGUAGAGACCCUACCUGUGCUCCCAGUGUGGGAAGAGCUUCAGUCAAUGAGGAGAAUUCCUAAAGGAGCAUGAGCGGACUCACACAGGGGAGAGGCCUUUCAAGUGCUCACAGUGUGGGAAGAGCUUCAGUCAGGUAGGAGUCCUAAAGAAGCAUGAGCGGACUCACACAGGGGAGAGGCCUUUCAAGUGCUCACAAUGUGGAAAGAGCUUCAGUCAUGUAGGAGCCCUAAAAGAGCAUGAGCAGACUCACACUGGGGAAAAGCCUUACCAGUGCUUCCAGUGUGAGAAGAGCUUCAGUCAUUUAAGAUACCUAAAGAAGCAUGAGUGGAUUCAUACAGGAGAGAGGCCCUUCAAGUGCUCACAGUGUGAGAAGAGCUUCAGUCGAUUAGAAGCUUUAAAGGUCCACCAGCGGAAUCACACAGGGGAGAGACCCUACCAGUGUUCCGAGUGUGGGAAGAGCUUUAGUCAGGUAAUAAACCUAAAAUAUCACCAGCGGAUUCACACAGGGGAGAGGCCCUACCAGUGCUCCCAGUGUGACAAGAGCUUCAGUCGAGUAGGAGCCCUAAAGAAGCAUGAGCCAAUUCACACAGGGGAGAGGCCCUACGAGUGCUCCCAGUGUGGGAAGAGCUUCAGUCGAGUAGGAAACCUAAAGGACCACCAGCGAAUUCACACGGGGGAGAGGCCCUACCAUUGCUCCCAGUGUGGGAAGAGCUUCAGUCAUUUAGCAAACCUAAAGAGUCACCAGCGGAUUCACACAGGGGAAAGGCCCUACCAUUGCUCCCAGUGUGGGAAGAGCUUCACUCAAGCAGGGGUCCUAAAGAAGCAUCAGCGAAUUCACACAGGGGAAAAGCCCUACCAGUGCUCCCAGUGUGGGAACAAUUUCAGUGAUUUAAGAGCCCUAAGGGUGCAUGAGCAAAUUCACACUGGGGAGAAGCCGUACCAAUGCUCCCAGUGUGAGAAGAGCUUCAGUGCUUUAGGAAAACUAAAGAAGCACCAGCAGAUUCACACAGGGGAAAGGCCCUACCAGUGCUCCCAGUGUGGGAAAAGCUUCAUUCAUUUAGGAAAUUUAAAGGACCACCAGCGGAUUCACACAGGCGAGAGGCCCUACCAGUGCUCGCAGUGUGGAAAGAGCUUCAUUCAUUUAACAAACUUAAAGAAGCACCAGCGGAUUCACACAGGGGAGAGGCCCUACCACUGCUCCCAGUGUGGGAACAGCUUCAGUGCUUUAGAAAAAUUAAAGGAUCACCAGCGGAUUCACACAGGGGAGAGGCCCUACCAAUGUUCAUACUGUAAGAAGAACUUCAGUCAAGUAGGAACCCUAAAGAUCCACCUGCGGAUUCACACAGGGGAGAGACCCUACCAAUGCUCUGAGUGUGGGAAGAGCUUCAGUCAAGUUGGAAACCUAAAGCACCACCAGCGGAUUCACACAGGUGAGAGGCCCUACCAGUGUUCCCAGUGUGGGAAGAGCUUCAGUCAUUUGACAAACUUGAAGAAGCACCAGCGAAUUCACACAGGAGAACGGCCCUUCCAGUGCUUUCAGUGUGGGAACAGCUUCAGUGUUUUAGAAAAACUGAAGGAACACCAACGGAUUCACACAGGAGAGAAACCCUACCACUGUUCCUACUGUAAGAAGAACUUCAGUCAAGUUGGAACUCUAAAGAUCCACCUGCGGAUUCACACAGGGGAGAGGCCCUACCAGUGCUCCGUGUGGGAAGAGCUUCAGUCAUUUAACAAACCUAAAAAAGCACCAGCGGAUUCACACAAGGUAGAGGGAGGGGGGUGGGGGGAAGCAGUGAUGGUGUGAUUAAUGUCCAGUUUGCUCUAUAUAAGUAUUAUGUGUAGGUUGUAGCCACAGACCAUGGCUUGUAUCUCCUGAGAUGCCUAAUGUUUAAUCUGGAUCUGAUCCUGUCAAACCCCUAUGAGUGAUUGCUGCAAGUGGGUGGCUUUGAACUGUGCUUCUCAACUGGUUCUAGCCUGAAUAAAAAGAUUAUUCUUUGGUCAGUGAUA